Daphnia pulicaria is the source of this 642-nucleotide messenger RNA. Its product is annotated as cuticle protein 18.7-like. Bases 46 to 642 code for a protein of 198 amino acids. NCBI's taxonomy places the organism in Eukaryota, Metazoa, Arthropoda, Branchiopoda, Diplostraca, Daphniidae. The record is from RefSeq and is a predicted model, not a curated record. The transcript has 2 exons.
CUCUCCUCCCUCUUCCGCGCUCCAACAAUUUUUAAGCGAAUCGACAUGAAGACCUCAGUUGUCGUCGUCGUCUUGAUGGCCUGUGCCGCCGUCUCUGCCCAGAUCCCGGCCGGUUGGAACUACAAUCCAUUCCUUUACUACCCGUUCACCGCACAACCAGCGCCCGUCCAGGAAACGGCCGAAGUUGCCGCCGCCCGUGCCGCUCACUUGGCAGCCCACACUUCCGCCGGAGGAUCCAACAACAGGGUGGUCGCCGUACAACCUGUACCCGUUUGGGAACAACCGGCAGGUGCCGUUUUGGACACUCCCGAAGUUUGGGCCGCCAAAGUUGAACAUUACCGCGCCCACUCGGCCGCCGCCGCUGCCAACGGAGUCGUCUCGACUCUUGCGCCUCUUCCGGUGGUCAGUUGGGGAGUCCCUCAGCCCGUCCAAGACACUCCCGAAGUAGCAGCUGCUCGUGCCGCCCACUUGGCAGCCCACGCCGCCGCCCGCGGUAAAAGAUCCAUCCAGCAGCAGGACACACCCGAAGUGAUGGCCGCCACCCUCGAGCAUUACCACUUCCAUCAGCGGUGGUCGUUGAUGCUCCCCCUCAACCCGUCCAGGAUACCCCUGAAGUUCACGCCGCUAAAAUCAGGGUUGUGA